AUGAGCUUAACCCCCUUCUUAAUGGCCGCUCCUGGCAUUGCCAGCUGUGUCCGGGUGAUCAUCAGACAACUUGCCCACGCGGAUGGCACCGGUAGCAUAAAAGUGGCCGAUGUGGUAGAGGGGCAGAUUGAGAAACUCAAUCCUGAGCGGGCUCAUGACGCUAUGGUUGCCUUUACGGUAUUGUUGGCUUCCAUCACAGAUCUUCUGAAGAAUUCACAACUUCCAACCGGGGACCUUUCUCGAAAUUCUCAACUGGUUGAUAAAAUAUGGCAGAAUUAUUACGAGGCAAUAGACGAGUACACUUGUAUGUUUUCCGAGGACACCCAGGAGUUGAUGGCCAUCUAUGACGAGUUGGUCGUCAACAUUAUACUUGAAUGUCAAGAGAAUGGAGUGAUUCCUGAGCAUAGAGAUCCACGAUAUUGUCCAAAUUUCCUAGAGAUUGUCAAUGAGAUCACACACGGCAUAAUUAAGCUUCGUAAGGUUGCUGCAGAGGAGAUGGGCGGUGAUCCUGAGCUUGAGCUCGGUCAGAUCACAUUUUGA
Molecule: messenger RNA, 540 nt
Organism: Penicillium argentinense
Lineage: Eukaryota; Fungi; Ascomycota; Eurotiomycetes; Eurotiales; Aspergillaceae
Exons: 2
Coding region: 1-540 (179 amino acids)
Source: RefSeq, a predicted model, not a curated record